GGGAGACAGAGCAGCGAGCGAAGGCGUCGGCCAUUUUGUGGAUGUUUCCUGUGGGACGCGGUGGUGGCAGUUGGGUCGGAAGAGUGAGCUGUUCUUCACGUCGUUUUUUUCCUGUUUGUUUUCUCGUCUUUUUGUCAGUAGAGCGCAGUUAUGGGUCGCAAGAAGAAGAAGCAGUUGAAGCCAUGGUGCUGGUAUUGUAAUAGAGAUUUUGAUGAUGAGAAGAUCCUUAUACAGCACCAAAAAGCAAAGCAUUUUAAAUGCCAUAUAUGUCAUAAGAAAUUGUAUACAGGACCUGGCUUAGCUAUUCAUUGCAUGCAGGUGCAUAAAGAGACAAUAGAUGCAGUACCAAAUGCAAUACCUGGGAGAACAGACAUAGAGUUGGAAAUAUAUGGUAUGGAAGGUAUUCCAGAAAAAGAUAUGGAUGAAAGAAGACGACUUCUUGAACAAAAAACACAAGCAGAGAGUCAAAAAAAGAAGCAGCAAGAUGAUUCUGAUGAGUAUGACGAUGAUGACUCUGCAGCUUCGACUUCAUUUCAACCGCAGCCUGUUCAGCCUCAGCAAGGUUAUAUCCCCCCAAUGGCACAACCAGGACUACCACCGGUUCCAGGAGCACCAGGAAUGCCUCCAGGCAUACCUCCAUUAAUGCCAGGUGUUCCUCCUCUGAUGCCAGGAAUGCCACCAGUUAUGCCAGGAAUGCCACCUGGAUUGCAUCAUCAGAGAAAAUACACCCAGUCAUUUUGCGGUGAAAACAUAAUGAUGCCAAUGGGUGGAAUGAUGCCACCUGGACCGGGAAUACCACCUCUGAUGCCUGGUAUGCCACCAGGUAUGCCCCCUCCUGUUCCACGUCCUGGAAUUCCUCCAAUGACUCAAGCACAGGCUGUUUCAGCUCCAGGUAUUCUUAACAGACCACCUGCACCAACAGCAACAGUUCCAGCUCCGCAGCCUCCAGUUACUAAGCCUCUUUUCCCCAGUGCGGGACAGAUGGGGACACCUGUAACAAGCUCAAGUACAGCUUCAUCCAAUUCAGAAAGUCUGUCUGCAUCUUCUAAAGCUCUGUUUCCUAGCACAGCACAAGCUCAGGCAGCUGUCCAGGGACCUGUUGGUACAGAUUUCAAGCCCUUAAAUAGUACCCCUGCAACAACUACAGAACCACCAAAGCCUACAUUCCCUGCAUAUACACAGUCUACAGCUUCAACCACUAGUACAACAAAUAGCACUGCAGCUAAACCAGCAGCUUCCAUAACAAGUAAGCCUGCUACACUUACCACAACCAGUGCAACCAGUAAGUUGAUCCAUCCAGAUGAGGAUAUAUCGCUGGAAGAGAGAAGAGCACAGUUACCUAAAUAUCAACGUAAUCUUCCUCGACCAGGACAGGCUCCCAUUGGUAAUCCACCUGUUGGACCAAUUGGAGGUAUGAUGCCGCCGCAGCCAGGCAUCCCACAGCAACAAGGAAUGAGACCCCCAAUGCCACCUCACGGUCAGUAUGGUGGUCAUCAUCAAGGCAUGCCAGGUUACCUUCCUGGUGCUAUGCCACCAUAUGGGCAGGGACCGCCAAUGGUGCCCCCUUACCAAGGUGGGCCUCCUCGACCUCCGAUGGGAAUGAGACCUCCUGUAAUGUCACAAGGUGGCCGUUACUGAUCUUACUUCAUCCAGUCUAAUAGGUUUGGAGAUUAAACCUUUUCUCAACUUGUGCUGUUUAUAUAGCCAAGCUUCCGUCAAUAAGGCAUCAUUGUGACUUUAACAAAAACAUUAUCUUCCCACAUACCAGGAACUAUUGGACAUUUAUUUUACAUGGGAAAAUUUAUUUGGAAUAAUAAAGCAGGAACUUUUCCUGAAGUUGCAAUUUAUACUGUAUGGCUUCUUUUUCAUGUUUCAUCUAGGUUUUUAGAAGUGAAGUAUAGUAAAUUUGGUUCGUUAUAUUGUGAAGGCGCUGGAAUUACAUGAACAUACCACCUUAAUAAAGGCAAGUUCUGUAAGCUUACAUUGCUAUUUGUAAAGUUAUGCCUUCACAGCAUUUCAGAUGCUGUUGGACUUCAUGUCCCCAACCUAGCUUGGUGAGGGCUGUAACUGUCUUCAAGUACCUGUACAUUGGAAGUCUGAAUGUGUAACAAUAUUUAAUGUAUUUAGAGUUCCUCAUGUUGCAGGGUUUAAGAAAUCUGACCCUCCAAGGUCAUGUGACUUUUCUGUACUGUUAAACUUCAUUGUAAUAAAAUGAGAGAAAAAUUUAUGCCUUUUUAUUCAUAACCCAGCUGUGGACCACUGCCUGAAAGGUUUGUACAAAUGCAUGCCAGAGUAGAUGUCCACAUAAUAAAAAUUCGUAGUUACCAAUGCAAUUUUGAUAUAUCAUUGGAUUCUGUCAUUGAAUUGUAGGUUGUUCGUUAGCUGCAUGUUUUUAACUGGACAGUAUAUGUGGAAUUGUAUGUUAAUCCUUCAGUUGACAAAAGACUUAGAGAUAUAUAUAUAUGGGUCAUUAUAUGAGUAUGAAAUCUUUAUAUUGUGUCACCUUUCUACCCCCUUGGUGUCAGUACAUGUUAGAUAUCAUAAAGACUUACAAUGUAAAUCCUGAUAUUCCCUUCUUCCUGCUGCUGAUGUUUAGAGCCUAGUGCCAGACCCAUUCAUUUCCUUUUGAUUAUAUUUGAAACUGCGGUACUGAGUGGACCUCAGAAGCUUUUCAGGUGCAAAAUUCUAGAAGCUUAGGUGCAUGCAGUAAUAGCCUUUUGUGCUGUUAAUGACUGGUAUGUAUUCUAAGUGUAAUUAUGAGAAUCUAAAUGUGCAUCUGUUAAGAUGGUUAACAGAUGGAUUUGAAAUUUUUUACUAUGUUCCUGGAAGAUUUCAUUAUUUCUUUGAUUAAAUGGCUGCCUUCUGUUACUAAGCCUAAAUGGCUUUUUUGCUGUUAACCUUUUCAUCCUUGGAAAUUUGAAUGUUAAAACUGUUCUAUGGAGAACUUUUCUGUAGAGAUGACUGCUAUUAUUCAGUGUCUUGUGUUGCAAGUCUCAUAAUAAUAGCUUGUUGACCACUUUUUUGGCAUCUAUUUUUAAAUCUUUUUUAGAAUACUUUUAUGAUUAUUUAAGUGUCAAAUGACCUGUACAAAGUAUAAUUAUUAUGAACUCAAGUUUAGUUUUCCUCGAUAUAAAAUUAAGACGGGCAAGGAAAUAACAUUUCUCUAUAACCUUACGUGGAGGUGUAGGUAUCAGACAGAAUCUGAAGUUUUGUUUUAAAAAAAAAAGUUUAACCAUGUAACAAAAUACUAAAGGAUGUUUUAAUUAUCAUAAAAGAGUCUGUAUAUAAACGACAAGUGAAGUCAUUGAUUUAAAGAAAACACAAAGUAUUACAAAGCUGAGUGCCAUUUGUUUCGCUCCAGUGGUGGUGUAGCUCCUGUGCUAUUUAUCACCAGGAAAGCAUUUCUUUCUCUACCCCCUUUCUUAACCAGCGCCUGUGUACCUAGAUAAUUUUGGAAUUAUCAUAUACUUCUUAGAUUUAGCAGUAGGACUAUCAUAGUGGCAAAGAAAGACCUCUGUUGAGAAUCUUUAAGGUCAAAAUGGCAUAAUUUAAAUUUAGAAUUAUUAAAUAGGAAAUGUUUUCCCAAAUCAAAUGUCUCCCAAGCAUUUCAUGUACAGGGUUAUCAACAAACCAGGAAUGGAUGAUAGCAAUAGGGCAGAGGGGCAGGAAGAGGGUAAAAAUGGAUUAGUAAUGUUUCAAAAUUUUGCAAAGCUUCAUUUGCAUUUAAUGCAAAGAAAACCAAUAUAUUGAGAUUGCUUUCUGAGAUCCAUAAGGAGAAAACACUGCUACUUUUGAAUAAAGGGUAGAAUUCUAAUUAGAAGUUAUUUUAAUGUUAUGCACAGCACUUAGGCACAUCAUCUCUUGUGUUUGUAUAUGUAUGGCUCAGAUGGUACCCAUUUGGUAUAUUUAAUGUGUAAUUUGUGCAUGCAUCAGAGCAUAAUAAGCUUCUAGAACAUACCUUUUACCUAACUGCUUCUGGGGUCCAUAUUAUGGUUCAGUAAUGAAUGGAACAACUUAUGUUGAAGCAAUUUUAACUCUUUGACUUAACUUUCUUAAAUAAUGGAUGGAGUUCAGCUUAAGUAAACUUCAUCUGCCCUCACAGAAGACAGCUUUGGGGACCCCAUUAUAUACAAGCACGCAUUGUGAUUAACAUAAUUUAGGACGUUGUCAGAUUAAUGAGACUGCCAGCUUUGGCUCUAGCAUACAUCCAUUGUCACCACUUGAAAAAAAAGAACCAUCAUUUUUGUCUGGCACUAGUUUCUAUUAUGUAGCUUUUACUACUGUAUGACAGUAACAAGGCCAGCAGGUGAGGAUCAACUUUUGAGUGACUGCUGGAAUAUCAUUUGACUUGAAUACUUACUGUCUUAGCAAUCUUUCACACAUUUAUCAAUUAGAAAUGGGGUAAAUAUUCUUUGAGCCCUCCUAUUCCACUGAUCAAGUUACAUAAUUGAACUCAGUUUAAUUAAAUUUAGUUAUUUGUGGGGGUGGGGGAGAGUCCCAGUAAAAGUAUGGACUCGGAAUUACAGUGGACAAUAGGUUUUUUUUUUUAAAGAGCUACUCCUUUUUUCCUAUGCUUGCUUGAUCAUUGGGAUUUUUUUUAAUGCAUGUCUUUUAAAUUAAUUGGGUAAUGUUUUUCUAAAAUUAAAAUUUUCUUCUUCCUAUAGCCCUGCCAUAGGACAGGCUGAGGCUGAGUCUCAGUGUUGCCCUGUUCAGUCUGAGGCAAGUGGGAUUUAUUUUAUUCCUUAUAGGGGCUUUCACAGCUUUAUGGCUGUUGGAUAUUCAUGUCCCCAAACUUGCAGCAAGUUUGGUGAAGGCCCCUAAAUUUAAUUAAAUUUAGGGUUUUUAUACUCUUUUGGCAGAGAAGGCUCUAUAUUAAUAUUCACGUUUGACUGUGGUGUUAAAAUAUUUGACAUGUAAUUUGUGUUACAUAAUUCUUAACAGCCUCAGUAAAGCUGGUAUUACUUAUAUGAACUUUAGUAAAUUGACAAAAUUUGACAUUCUUGAUUUGGAGGCCUGAUAUGUUUCAUUCAAAUUUUCCCUUUCACUUUUUAGGAAAAUCUGACUGGUUAUUUUCUUCUCAAACUGUUAAAUUUAACCUCAAGGAUAAGUUUAAUCAUUAGACAUGCCACUGGAUAGUGAAAUCUGCUUUUUUAAUCCCAAAGUUAUGCAUUGAAGGUUGAAAGGCCAUCUGGAAAUACUUGUGAUUUUUAAUAUAUAUAAAUCUCACCACAUUAGAGCAAAUGUUAAUGUAGAGCCCUGUGAAAAGUGGGAAGAUGGUGUGUAUGUGUGGUAUGUAUGCGUAUACACUACACAUUUGGUAUAAAAAACAUUUGGGUAUUACGACUUACAGUAUGGCUGGAUUAUUUUCAAGCAGUCAAACUGAAAUUGUAUCACAUAGCAAAGUUAGUAUAUUGAACUGUGGUUUUGGAAUGACUAUUGUGAGUUUCAUUUUUAUCUUUACUGAGCAAUAUUUGAUGCAAUAUGCACACAUGAAAAGCAUCUAUGUAUGUUUCCAACCAAAAAUUGGUUUGAUUUGGUUAAGAAAAGUAUUUACGUGUAUAUGUUGUAGGGGGCAAGUAAAUGGGGAACUGGAAGAGAGGCCAAAUCAUUAACUUGGAUUACUUUUGUACCUUCCUGUGUUAAAGCCAUCAUUCUAUGCAGAUAGCAUUUUCCUCUGACAGUAACAGUUAACGUAUUAGCAAACUCAGGCUUGUGUUUCUAUGUGGUUUUAAUUCUUGGAAGCGUAAAGAAAGACAUUCAGUGAAUUCCAGAUUUUCACAUCUGUAACUAGAACGUAUGCUUUUCUCUGUAACUGAAUCAUGGAAAGAAGAUAACAAUGUUUGAAAAAAGAAUAUGUCACCACAGAAAAAUUCCAUUGGAAUAUUUUACUCCCUGUUCAGUAAUUGCACCUUUUAAGACUCCUUAGUUGGAGGUGCUUUCUGUUACAGCCACCAUUGCCCCAAUAUAUUGAAGUAUUCAAGAGUGAAGUUGCUUGUCCCAAUUCUAAUAGUGAUCAUUGAAAUAAUUAUAAUUGGAAUAUACUCUUAAACAUUUGAGUGCUGGGGUGGGAGGGAUUUUCUAAGGGUGACAAUUUAUUGAAGGUGAUAAGAUGUAGAUCCUUUGAACUGUGUAGUUCUGUGAUUCAGACAAAUAACAAUUUUAAGAAUUACUUAACUUUCAGGUGUCUAUCAUGUCCACUGGUAAAACUUGGUAAAUUACGGAAAGGAAAUGUUGAAGUCACUUACAUUCUGAGAUAAAAUUUUGUUUAAACUGACACUUGUGUUGGUUAUGAGAUUUUUUUUUAAGUAGGAAACAUGUAACCUAAAAUUUGUAUAAAUCAGGUAUGUCUUUUUUUUAAGGUGGUAUUUAUCUACCAUAUUGAAUAACUUUUGUAUGUUAUUCCAAAAUGAAACUGGUUCUCUCUUACUCUUUUAUGGAAGUCUUCUAAAAGAAAGGAUUCAUUAUGAGACUAUUGACUAUAAGGCAGAGUUUUGUAAGUAAACAUUCUCCCAAUUAUACUUCUGCUUGCAAUCCUCAUGAUUUGAAUAUUAGUGUAGGUUACUCCUCUCUUAACCUUCUUUCUCAAUAUUUUAUUUUCUGUUAACUGAAUCAUUUUAAUAAAUAACCAUUUGUUUUUAUAGCAUAUAAAUCAUCUAACAUUUCUGUGUGAUUUCUUGGCAAAAUAAGCAACUACCUAUAGUGUUACACACAUAUUGGAUAUUCACAAUUUUGUGGUUAAAAUAUCUCCAAUAUUUCCAGGUGUUUUCGUGUUUUUAUUUGGCAUUGUGUUGGAAAAUACAGUUUUUAAAAGAAACUAGAUUCUUCGUAAGGUUGGAGAAGAACUGCUUUUUUAUAAGCAUUGUUUUCCCUGACCUUUUGCAUAGUAAUUUGGCCAUAAAAGGAAAAGCCUUUCAUUUUCUUCCCAACUCAAAAAAGAAUAGUGUGAAACUUACUAGUUUGAAAUUAUUGAACCCUCUCUCUUUAAACUUAAUUAAUCUCAUGUAAUCUCAGGGGAAAUUAUACUAGUCAGGAUGUAGAAGUCAUUUUAGGGUAGAAAUUGGAGACCCAAAGUCAAUCUUCACUGAAGCUAGUUUGAACUAUUUAUUUCUAUUUGACGCAAAUUGAACAUAGUAUUGUAAAUGAAGACUGGUUCAUAGUUAGGUUCUUUAGAAGGCAAAUAAUCACCAGCUUUCUUAUGAAAAUGUUUGUAUAUUGUAAUUUCUGUCAAAUUAACUGCAGAGAAAAUACAUGUGAGUAAGCUGUUCGAACAAUUGAUACUUGGAUCCCAGCCAUUAAUUCCAAAUAUUGUAGUGCUAUGUAAAGUUGUGAUGCAGCACAGCUUCAGUAAUGUGCUGUGUUGGGUCAGGGGUUUUUGUAAUGCUUUGUGUGUAAAUGGGGAAGUUCUUUAUUGGAAUUUUCCAGGCCUUUUGGCAUUCUUACUGUGUCUGGGUUUUGUUUUUUAACCAUUAUUAUAGUUAAGAAUUGUAUGUUUUGGUUUAAUUGUAUGUUCAGUUUUGGUUUAAAUAUAAAGAACUGGCAGUGAAAUUCAUUGAUGCCCAACUUGGAUAAAAAUGAACAAUGUUGUUUACCCAGCUUACUACACACAAACCAGUAGUGAUUAUUUGGGAGAAGCCAUUGUAUAGUGUUAUUGACUUUUUUAAGAACCAUAAAUAUAACGAAAAGUGACAGCAUUCUGGCCUUGGUUUACAUUCAUUAUGAAAGGUUUCACCAAAUCAUUUAUUACAUUGUACCUUGUUAACAUUUUAUUCAUGAAUAGUUUGGUGGUCAGUCAAAGAUGAAAAUAAACAAGAUUUGCUGCAUCAUUUCCCUGUUUCUAUUAAUAAAGCAAGGCUGCUUAAGUACCCAAGUGGACCAAGGAAAGAGUAAAGUUUCUGGAAGUUUGAGUUAGAAAGUGAGACAUUUUAGUUAUUGAACAGAGCCUUCCCUUUCAGUUACUAGCUUGUUUACUAUACUUGUAGGAGAAGCAAUAGAAUUUACUUUUCUGCCCGGGUUCUUAAAAUUGAAAAUCUUCAGUAUAAGGAAAUGAAGUCAAGUAUUUUAAAAGUUGAAUCUUAAAAUAUUCAAGUUUACCCUUUUAGAGUAACCCGUGUUUUCAUAGUACACAUACCAAAAUAGUUUAUUAAAAUUGAGAUGUAUCCAAGAGAUAUACAGUAUUACUAACUCAUUCUCGUAAGAUCACUCUAAAUUUAAUAGCCAAAAUAAGGGAAUUUUUUAAGACUUAGGGAAAAAAAUUUAAUUAUUAAUGUCAGACUCUGAGGAAAUUUUAUGCGCAUUGACUUUUUAAACUGAAUUGAACUCCUCAGUUUAAUACAAUUUGUGUUUUUGUUAACUAGCAGCAGAAUUUCAGCAUUUGCUACUUACUGGUAGAGAAGAAAAAUCCCACAGCCCUGCCAGUACAGGUUAGUUUAAUCUGUAAGUACCUGAUGUUCCUAUUUUUUUUGAAACAUAUCCAUAUAACCCACACAAGGAAGAAAGCUGUGCAGUUAUUAAAUGUGAGUAUGAUAAUAGAGAUCCAUUGGACACUUUCACACACACAUUAUUUGGGCCAAAGUAGCUCUAGGUUUGAUCACCUUAGUUGUAAUAAAGGUGUGAUACUGCUCCUUUAUUAUCUGGUUAUGAUUGAACCAAAAUAGAUGAGUUGUACAUAGGAGGAAGACUGUGGAAGUUUCAAUUGGCUGUAUGCUCAUGUUGGUAUAUAGAGUGCAGGUGUUUGACUUCAGGGUCUCCUACUUAAGCCACUCCUGUGGUGGAACUCAUACUUUUUAAACUUUUUACAAUAUGAAUCAACAGACAAAAAAGUCAUGUUUCCUCACCUCUAGCAGUGAUAAAUGACAUGCAAUCAUAAGCUAGAAAAUUUUUUUCAUACCUUUUUUGAUCUUACAUGUUUUUAGCAACUUUUGCUGUAAUUAAGUACUGAUUUUGUUCAUGUUUUUUGGUACACUAUAACUUACUCUGUUGGUGCACCACCACUGUGGGUUCAUUUUAUUUUGAACUAAGCAAUAUUUUAAUUACCAAAUGAACGCUGACUAUCAAGAAUUCUAGACAGGUUUCUUUGUGUAUUCCUUUUGAGGGGCAGUGAGGACAUAACCUUGUUAUGAAAGUUAUAUUAAAGUUUUUGUUAGUUUCAUUAGUUCUACUAGGAUUCAUUGUCGACUUGAACCAUCCUUCAAAUAUUUCCUUUAAGCUGUAAAUAUGCUUUUAUGUUGAUAAAAAUUUUCAAUACCGAGGAGAGAAGAAGAAAGUGUACAAUUUAGUUUACACAAGCCUGAACAAUUCUCCAGUCUGUAUGGCUUCCUUACCUAAGUGUAAAGUUGUGUAAUAUGGGACAGUCUGUUCAUAAAACUAGCUGAUCUUUUAUUCCUAUUAAACUGGGAUGGUGAUGAGCCACUGAAAACAGAUCAUCUCAAUGUUAAUAUGGAAGUCAUGUUUUCAGUUAAGUGUUCUAAUGACCUUGAUUUAUCAACUGAUAAUAUUUUUUAUAAGAUACUAGCUUGGUUUUUUUUAUAUAAAAUUGCCUAAGGGCUUAAGUUUCAUUGCCUUUCACAGUUUAAUCUGUAUAAGAAAUGUAGAUACAGUGGAAAUGGUUUUCCUUAAAACCAUCUCUUUAAAGCUGCUUUGCUGGUGAGUACUUACUAUAUUUUAUACUUCGUAUAUUACUAUUUUUCUAAAGUUGGACACUUUGAUGCAGUGUCUUGAGUUUCCGUGUUCUUCAGCUAUUAUCUGAAUCAACUCCUCACAGUUCCUAAUAAUUAGGGCUCACUUUUUUUCUGACCUUCACUUACUAGACUAUAACGUCAGAAACUUUUAACAUGUAAAUUAUUUCCUUUUGGUGAGAUAGGAAAAAUGUUUUUGCUCAAAACUAACAUUUAAGGAAAGUCUUUUACAGAUGUUUUUGUAGUUGACAGAAAUUUUCUUUCUCAGUGCUUUUGAUUGCCAUUUUACAUAGGUAUAAAAUUUAAAGACCAGAAUUUCUGUCUGUCUAGCAAUUCCUGAGCAGUUAGUUAACUGAGAGUAGAGAAGAAAAGUUUGCCCAAAAUGGUCGUGCAGACUAAUUGCUUACAGAGAAGCCUGUGAGUGAAGCUUGAAAAUUUCAAAUGUACUCUUAAAUCAUUCUAACCUUGCAUGAAAAGCUUUGGUUGGAAUACUGAUUUCUGGGACUGUGUAUACCAGUGGAAAUUAGCUUGAGUAUAUUUCUAAUUACUUGAUCCCUGUUUAAUCAUUUUAUCACGUGGAUUUUUUCCCCCCUUUAGCUUUUAGUCACAUCCUAGCUGAUGUCAAUAUACGCUAAGGAUGUUUUCAGAUUGUUUUUCCUGCUGUGAUCUAUGUAAGUCAGUAAUAAAGAGGCAACUCUUACUUUUUAGUAUGAAGAGUGAUCAUCUUCUAAAACCUGAAAAUUGAUAUCUGAGUAUGUGAUAAUGGUGAUGUAUUGUUCUAGAUAAGCACUAAACAAAGUGUGGACCCUCAAUUGAUGUCUUUAAGAUUUAAAGUGAAGUAUAUUUCUAAGGAACUCUGUCCUUUCCUAGCAAGGAUAAGGAGACGCUGAAAAUUCGGUAAGUAUGUAACUUUAAAUGCAUGUAAUAUUUGGAUAAAUAGCUAAAUUUCCAUGGUUUAAGGUAAUAUCUAGAAAUGAACAAGAAUUAUUGAAUAUCCUUUGCGACUUAAUGUGUCUAGCAUUUUUACAAGUUUGUGUGCACACUGAUUAAAUUGAAAGGUACCUUAC
Molecule: messenger RNA, 10741 nt
Organism: Capra hircus (goat)
Lineage: Eukaryota; Metazoa; Chordata; Mammalia; Artiodactyla; Bovidae
Gene: ZNF207
Product: zinc finger protein 207
Exons: 12
Coding region: 151-1638 (495 amino acids)
Cellular component (GO): nucleus
Source: RefSeq, a predicted model, not a curated record